Molecule: messenger RNA, 1320 nt
Organism: Trichogramma pretiosum
Lineage: Eukaryota; Metazoa; Arthropoda; Insecta; Hymenoptera; Trichogrammatidae
Product: ankyrin-2-like
Exons: 1
Coding region: 1-1320 (439 amino acids)
Molecular function (GO): protein binding
Source: RefSeq, a predicted model, not a curated record
AUGGAACAAUUGAGCAAGAACAACGUCAUCAACAAAAAGCUGGACGUGCCGCUGCCCCGAUCCGAGCAGAUUCUCCAGGCCUACAUCAAUUCCAAGAAAGGCACGUCGACGGACGUCGAAUGCUUGAGGUUGAUCGAUAGAAUGAUCCUGUUGAACUACAAAGACGAGCCGAAAGACGACCAAAAGGGUAAGCCGAUACUGCAGCGUACCACGGCGGUGCAUUUCGUGGUCAGGCGCGAUUUACCCAUAGAGAGCUCCAAAAUCCGUGCCCUCUUUCAAGUGUACGACAGAUUCGAGGCGAACUACACCGACGAGACGGGCUUGAGUCACUUUCACGCGGCUUGCCGAUUCGGCUUCUGCGACGUGGUCGAGCGAUUCAUCGAGGCCGGGCAGAGUCCGGAUUUUCGACCGUUACAAACGGUAGACCCACCGCUUCACUUGGCUCUCCACCACGGCCACUGGAGGACGGCCGAAUUGCUCUUGACUCGAGGAGGCGCCGAUCCAACCGCGACCAGCAGAGACGGAUUAACGGCCUUGCACGUGCUCAGUCAGAAUCGGGAAUGCGAUACGAGCUUGGCGCAGACGUUGCUCCGGGGCGACCUUGAUGUGAGUGUCGACGCUUCGGACAAGUGCGGUAAUACACCGCUUCACUUGGCCCUGCAUCAUGGCAACGCGAAGAUGGUCGAGUUGCUGUUGAGGCACGGCGCGAACCCCAAUUCCAUCAACGAGGCGCGGAUGGCUCCGGUGCACGUCAUCUCGAGGCGGGACCCCUACGGCAACCUGGGGGAGCUGUUCUUCGGCGUCGCGAACGAGAUGCGUCUGUCGGUGCGGGUCGACGCCCAGGACAACAAGGGCAACACGGCGCUACACUGUGCCCUGCAACGAGGACUCAAGCAAGUGGUUGUUCUGCUGCUGAGACACGGCGCGGAUCCGAAUAUGGCCGGCGCCGGCGGCGGCAAUUGCCUGCACAUUCUCUGCCAGCAGCAGUACGACGGAGAGCUCAUCGACGCCUUCUUCGAAGUCAUCAACGACAGACGCCAGCUGAUGGAGGUCAACGCCCGGGACGAGCACGGCGAUACUCCACUGCACUUGGCUCUACGACGCAACGACAAGGCCAUGGCCGAACUCCUGCUAAGGAGCGGCGCCGAUGCGCUUCUGGCCAACGACGAGGGAGACACACCCCUGCUCAUGAUGAGUCGAAAUCACGACGAGUGCCACGACCUACUGGAUAUACUGAUUGGUCUCACCUUGAAUCAACCUCAGGUACAGGUCGAUGUCGUGGGCAGUUCGGCCGCUAGGGUUACCAGCACCGUCGUCUGA